Molecule: messenger RNA, 989 nt
Organism: Aspergillus saccharolyticus JOP 1030-1
Lineage: Eukaryota; Fungi; Ascomycota; Eurotiomycetes; Eurotiales; Aspergillaceae
Product: GNAT family N-acetyltransferase
Exons: 3
Coding region: 109-777 (222 amino acids)
Molecular function (GO): acyltransferase activity, transferring groups other than amino-acyl groups
Source: RefSeq, a predicted model, not a curated record
CUCUGCGUCUGUGUCUACUUGUAUAACUACUACCCACCCACACUUACACCCUUCGUCCUUAAUUUCCCUCCCUCUCUCCCUCUGUGCAUACACCAUCUGCAAGUCACCAUGCCAGCACUCCUCGAAGACCCCCUAACCACCCUCCCCGCGCCCGCGACCGCAAAAUCCGCCGCGACACUUCUCCUCCCCCGCCACGCCACCCUGAAAGACAAGACGCGCGUAACCCUCUACCCCAUCGCCCACGGCCCCGCCAGCGUGCCGACCACUCUGGUGGAAUAUCUGCACCGGGAAUUCAGUCACGAAAUCCUGCGUGGCAGCACCUAUCCCAUGGAAACCCCCAUGGAUCUCACGACGUACCGGGAUUACUGGUUCGGGACAUUUGCGGUGGUGGCGUUAGUGGAUGAUGAGGAGAUUACCCCAGGGGAGGGGGGGUUGGUGGAGGGGAGGGACUGGGAGAAGGUUUGUUUGGGGACGUUUUAUAUCAAGCCUAAUUAUCCUGGUCGCUGCUCGCAUGUCUGCAACGCGGGAUUCUUCACCACCCCCGCUGCGCGAGGUCGCGGGGUGGGGAAUGUGAUGGGGGAGACGUAUUUGGAGUUUGCUCCGAAGUUGGGCUACAAGUACUCCGUCUUCAACCUCGUCUUCGCCAACAACACCGCCUCGAUCCGCAUCUGGGAGAAGCUGGGCUUCCAGGUCAUUGGCCGGGUGCCGCGCGCCGCGCGCCUGGCUAACAGUGAGGAAUUGGUGGAUGCGUUGAUCAUUGGUCGGGAUUUGGUAUAGAUUCAUGCCUUCGUCAUAUUCAGGGCGCGGUUUGUAUAGAUGUACCGGCUGUCGCACAUAUACCCGGACGGUAGUCCUGUAAAAAUCUCGUUGCUUUCCUUGAUAGACUUACAACUAUUCAGCGGGCCAGGAAGCUGAAAAGAAAGGGGGGUCCGGGGGUUCUCCCCCGGGAUAGCUUUGGAAACAUACUUCUUCCGACAUGUAUUUCUUAG